This is a messenger RNA of Dermacentor albipictus, 2842 nucleotides long. Its product is annotated as transmembrane 7 superfamily member 3-like. Gene Ontology annotation, biological process: negative regulation of programmed cell death. Lineage: Eukaryota; Metazoa; Arthropoda; Arachnida; Ixodida; Ixodidae. Gene Ontology annotation, cellular component: plasma membrane. The record is from RefSeq and is a predicted model, not a curated record.
GCGCGCUCGCUCGCGCCGUUCUCGUGUUUGUGUUGUGCGAGUUGGAAAAUGUGUGUCUCCCGUGAAAUUGUAUUGGUGGUGCCAUUUGCCGUAUACAACUUUCAUCUGUGAAUAUCUGAAGAUGAGGUCCAUUGUGAUUGUGUUGUGCUUUCUGUCUUUCUUGCGCGAGGGAGAAUUAAAAGAUGAACAACUGAAAGUAGUAGACAAAACUGCUAUUGAUGUGUCGAGUGGUUUGAGAACAUACCACGUGAGGACUUCAGUGGCCGGACGAUCAGUGACUCCUUUUCAUGCGUACAGCAUACCGUCGGAUGCAAGUUUCUUGCUGUUCCAAGCUCACACUCAAAAUGUGCCAGUGACUAUUGCGUACAGUGCUGAGACGCCGCCCCCCUCGACAGAGAGUGAUACAGGAACCAACACAGGCUUGGUUGUUGUGCUCAAAGCAUGGGACACAGAUGCCAAAGUCUUUAUCCACAACCCAAGUGUCGGCAACAUCACAAUGCUACUCGUGGUCUCCUUGCACGGCUCUAAAGACCCUGUGCCUGGCGGCUGCAACAUGGAGUUCCCCGUAGAAGUGUCACCUUUCCUUCGACUUGUACUGAAGUCCACAGAACUGGCCGUGGAGUUUCAGCAUGCCAGCAUCGGAGUGCCACGCGAGGCCCAAGCUUCCAAGUGCAGCCGGAGUCUUCCACUGUUUCGGUACAAUUUGUACGUCUACUACCUCGACCAAUGGGAUCUGUCAGAAGACCACUAUCUGACAGCUGUCUCCAAAAUGCUGGACCCCUCUUCAGUGAAAAGCAAUGCACAUCUGGUGAAAGCCUACCGUGAAAACCCGAAGACUAGAGCACUGUUUCUGACUUACCCUGGUGAAGGAGCAGUGUAUUCGGUGCUCGUGGAGCAGAUGACCUGGGACGGCCAAAUUCACGAGGCUGCGUACGUGCCUAUUGCCACUUAUGGUUGCCUGUGGUACACACAAUCUGAAACCUGUCGACGGCUUGAGAGUGCCUGGGGUCUGGUGGUUGCAUUGCUCUUGAGCAUCGCUGGCCUUAUCAUCUGCUUCAGAGGCCAUCGAUUCUUUUCAUUUCAGAUGUUCUUCUUUGGCUUCCUCACAUUUUCACUAAUAAGCUUCAUGGUAUUUAUUGCCAUAACGAGGGCAUCUGCACGUGAUGGACUUCUGACAGCUUUGCUCGGAGGGGUGCUCGGCGGAUUGCUGUGGAUGGCCAUCUGGUGGUUAUUUGCCAUCCCUGUGCUGUCAAUAUCGCUGUCGGGAUUUUUCCUUGGCUUUCUUGUUGCAGCUGUACUUCUCUUUACGCCUCUAGGUGAAGUGGCGUUUCUUCAGAGCAGCUUGAGUUAUUGGGUCUUCGUCAGCUGUGUUAUGCUGCUCCCAACUGUGCUGCUGCUUCCACAGGCCCGGCUGCUGAGUGUGCUGUCUUGCUGCUUAGUCGGUGGCUACUGCACUAUCCUGGCAGCAGAUCAGUACUUGGGAACAUCACUCUCCUACGUGGUGCUGAAUGUCAUGCGGCGAUCCUUGGUUCCAGGUGGCUACCAGGCCAGCAACACAGUUCCCUUCCAGCUAAAUGACUUGCUGCUGUCCCUGACGUGGGCAGCGCUCUUUGUGCUGGGCACGGUGCUCCAGCUGUGGUCUGAGCGCGGCCGGGCACCCUUCCCCCAGUCACCGUACCACAAGUGGAUACGAGAUCGCAGCUCUGCUGGGCAGCCCUUGUUGGCGACGACGCCAGAGCUUCCUCCACCCCCAUAUGGCAGCAUAGGCGGCACCGCACCCCCCUACGAUCCACCGCCUACCUACGGGACGUUCUGAUUCAGUGGUGAUGGUCUCGUUGGCCUCAUUGCCUCAAUUGUCUAACCCCUGUACUUCUAAAACGUUCUUCCACUCGACAGUCCACCUCAAACCUUAAAAAGUAGAGGGCAGCACUGUCCCUUGACAGGAGUCGUCGCUGCCUUUCAGUAAUUCUCCUCGUUGGUUAAUUUUGUAUCCAGGCACUUUCAGCCUCAACUUGCAGACACUGGAGUUGUGGAGGUGUGUUUUUGAAGCGAUUUCUUGCCAUAAGAAUUACUGAACGACACUGUUGAAGUGCAGUGGGUACUCCAGUUGUACACAGCCGAGGAAUACAAAUCGACUCUCCCACAGUUGUUGAAUGCAGGAUUUAGCCUCUCUGAUAGGGUGCUUUGCAAGAAGAGCCCACAGCAUGUAUCCGAGUGAUAUAACACGUGGUUGUUACCUGUGUUACUAUAUACGGUUGUAUUCUAUAUUGCACUAGUCAGAAUGGUCGCAAGUGAUAGUACGUUUGUGAACAAAUAGGUUUUGAAUGAGUGUAGUGAAAUGUUUAUAACUUGUGUAAAAGAUUACAGCAUCUUACACUGUUUUCUGCUUGGAGGCGCCACCUUUUCUUAUCUAUCUUGACAAAAAGGAGUUGGCUUGUGUUGUCAAGUGAAAAUUUACUUGCCAGAUAACAGAAAUAGGACUGUACGGUGACUUUGCAUUUGUAGAUAGUUAAUAUACUUUAUUGUUUGUUAAUUAUGAUGACGUGAUACUCGUUUAUUCUUGCCUCUUUGGCCAGAAUUCUUUUAACUUCAUGUGCACUUGUUAUAGUUUUAAUACCCAGUUGUGGAAGGGGUCUCGCAUAUUUUUGAUCAAGCAACAUAGCAGACGUCGUACCUGAAGCUGUGCUGUGUACUGUGUACGUCUGAGAUAAGCUUUAUAUAAAGCACCAGCAGCAGGCAUCACAAACUGGACGUUCACCAUUUUCUUUUAUUCUUUUUCUUGUCUUUACCGAAACUCUUUGGGAUGAGCUAUAUUAAAAGUAUGCCUCUUGACAUUUCUAAA